AUGCGACAAAUUUUGUUGGCGCUAAACGUAAACUUCAUGAAAUGUACCAGUUCUGAAGUUGCAGAUUUUCUUUCUUUGAAUGGCAUUACUUGGCGUUUCAUACCACCCUCAUCACCACAUUUCGGAGGGCUUUGGGAAAGCGAUGUGAAAUCGGUGAAAAUACAUUUGAAACGGGUAAUUGGCGAAACAACUUUAACAUAUGAACGAUUUUACACGCUCUUGGCUCGUAUAGAAGCGCUGCUGAAUUCGCGACCACUGUGCCCUAGCAAUGAUGGAGAAAUUGAUGCCCUUACUCCUGCUCAUUUCUUGAUUGGGCAGCCAUUUACUGCGGGAGCAGAACCUACCGUCGACUCGGCUGCAAAUAUACAUCCGCUAAAGCAAUGGGAAAAG
Rhagoletis pomonella (apple maggot) is the source of this 390-nucleotide messenger RNA. RefSeq lists its product as uncharacterized. The record is from RefSeq and is a predicted model, not a curated record. The annotation marks the transcript as partial. Gene Ontology annotation, molecular function: nucleic acid binding. The transcript has a single exon. NCBI's taxonomy places the organism in Eukaryota, Metazoa, Arthropoda, Insecta, Diptera, Tephritidae.